UAUCUCAGUAACAAAGAUCCUGAAAAACUCAAAGAAGUCUUUGUGGAAAACUUACAAAUUGUUAAAGAUAAUUUAAAAAAACAUUUCAUCAACCGUCAAUCAGCACAUUAAUAACCUACUGAGACCCUUCAAGUCUGCUUCACGCAAAGCCGCUUCAACUACUAACUCUGCUUCAAGCAUGACUAGCUCUUCUUCUGUUAACAAUAUCAUGGUGAAGGGAAAUUACUACAGCUCUGGUAGAGAUACGACCAUAAAUAAGACAGUCGAGAGAGCUAUCAAGAAACAAAAGACAAAUCAUGAGGACAAGAAAGAGAUUGAAGAGGUCGACUUCAAACAGAAAUGGGUUGAGUUCUUGACUGAUGCUGAACAAAACAAAAAAAUCUGUUCAUAAUCUUGACUGUAGCCUAGAGAAGAACAGUGUAACCCGUUUGGGUGCAAAACUCUCACCCCACCCGAACGCAGACAAAGACACAUAUCAUUAUUUGAAGAAGCAACUAAAGCCAUGUGAAGCAAAUGACAUUUGGAUAGAAGCAAAGGAUUACAUCGAUG
Molecule: messenger RNA, 549 nt
Organism: Gilbertella persicaria
Lineage: Eukaryota; Fungi; Mucoromycota; Mucoromycetes; Mucorales; Choanephoraceae
Exons: 4
Coding region: 179-391 (70 amino acids)
Source: RefSeq, a predicted model, not a curated record